AUGAAGGCAGCUUUCGAGGAAUGGCAUCACUGGCUGGAGGGCGCUCAGUAUCCUUUCACCGUCCUCACCGAUCACAAAAACCUGCCAUUCACCUCGCGCAGAACAAGUUCUGGUGGCCGUCACUGUCCGAAGACACAUGAGACUUUGUCAAGAACUGCACUGUCUGCAAUACCUCAAAAGCCUCCCAUCAACUACCUGCCGGACUCCCUAGCCUCUCCCAGUCCCACAGCGACCCUGUGGACAAGUGGUUUUGUAGAAGCGAGGAGACAUUUAAUGAAGCGCAUCACCAGCUACAGAGAGCCAUCAGGAGGCAAAAAACUCCAGGCUGACAGACCCCGCAGACCGCACCCAGAUUAUCAACCCGGUCAGUGGGUCUGGCUCUCCACCCGAGACAUCUGUCUCUGCCUACCCUGCAGAAAGCUUAGUCCUAGAAUGUACUUGACUCCACUGUACUUUAUAGUGGAACUGAGGAAAGGCCAGAUUCUCCUGUAUCCAGAUGUGUGUCCUUUUAAGAGUGAAAACUCCAAGCCACAAUCUAUCAAAUUUAAAGGGGGAAGAGAAUCUCAGGAAAGAGAUCAUUCUGACCCUGAGGCUCCUGCAAAAAGACUCACAUUAAAAAAGAAGAAUACAGACGACAACAUCUUCAAAGAUCUUGAGGAUAAAAUUAUUGUAUUUAUAAAAGAUGAGCUGGAGAUGUUUAAGAAAUGUCUAAGAAAAGAAAACACAAGAAACAACAGCGAUGUGAGGGAUGAUUUGUGGAGUGUAAAAGAAGCAGCUCUUGAUAUGACAUUAUACUUUCUGAAGUUGAUGGAACACAAUGACCUUGCUGAUGCACUCCAGGAUGCACUAAUAGGAGUUCAGCAGUGUGCACUCAAAUCAAACCUGAGUAAGAAGUACAAAUAUGUAUGUGAAGGAAUUGCAAAGCAAGGAGAGUUCAACAUUCUUAACAAGAUCUAUACAGAUCUGUGUAUCACUGCAGGUGGAAGUGGACAAAUGAAUAAACAACAUGAAGUGAGACAAAUUGAAAAGAAAAAAACUUGUGUGCAAACUGAAAUUCAAAUAGAGCAGGAGGAACAAAUUGAAUGCAAGAACAUGUUUAAACCUUCACCUGGAGAAGAAAAACCCAUCAGAACUGUGGUGACACAAGGGGUCGCUGGUAUCGGAAAAUCCAUCUGUGUGCAGAAGAUUGUUCUAGACUGGGCUGAAGGGAAAGAAUAUCAGGACAUAAAGUUCAUAUUUCCGCUGCCUUUCAGAGAACUGAAUUUAAAAGAAAAGGAAAGAUGCAGUUUGAGGGACAUCAUCUAUCAGUUUUUCCCAGAAACAGAAGGAAUGAGAUUCACAGACAGGUAUAAAGUCAUGUUCAUCUUUGAUGGACUGGAUGAGUGUCGACUUCCUCUAACAUUCCAUGAAAACCAAAAGUGUACUGAUGUAACAGAGAAAGCCUCACUGGACACUAUAAUAACAAACCUCAUUGAAGGAAAUCUGCUUUCGUCUGCUCUCAUCUGGAUAAACACUCGACCAGCAGCAGCUGCUAAGAUCCCUGCUGAACAUGUGGACCGGGUCACAGAGGUAUGUGGCUUCAAUGAUGAACAAAAGGUGGAGUACUUCAGAAAGAAAAUCAGUGAUGAGAGUCUGGCCAACAGAAUCAUUGAUCAUAUUAAAAGAUCAAGAAGUCUCUUCAUCAUGUGUCAUAUUCCAGUCUUCUGUUGGAUUUCAGCCACUGUACUUGAAGAUAUUUUGGGGAGAUCAGACUGUGAAGACAUUCCACAGACUCUGACGGAGAUGUACACAUGUUUUCUGAUCUUUCAGACCAUACAGGGGGACAAGAAAUACGAUAGAAAUAAUGCCUCAGACAUUCCAUGGAAUAAAGAUGGAAUUCUUUCACUGGGAAAGCUUGCCUUUAGUCACCUGGAAAAAAACAACCUGAUUUUCUAUGCAGAAGAUCUAAAAGCUUGUGGAAUUGAUGCCAGUGACAUAGAGGUGUACUCAGGAGUGUGCACUCAGGAGACUGGCAGAUUUCUAGGCACAGUUUUCAGCUUUGUGCAUCUCAGCAUUCAGGAGUUCAUUGCUGCCUUGUUUACAUAUGUUUGUGUCCGAAAUGAAAACAAGAAUGUUUUUGAGCAAUCAGAAGAGAAUAAAGAAACAAAAGUUAUUGAUUUGCUCAAGAUCACAGUGGACAAGGCUUUGGAGAGUGAAAACGGACACUUGGAUCUUUUCCUCCGCUUCCUUCUGGGCCUCUCAGUGGAGUCUAAUCAGAAGCUCAUUCGAGGUCUAUUGACAAACACAGGAAGCAGCUCUGACUGCCAAAAGGACAUAUCUGAGUACAUCAAGUUAAAGUUUGAACAAAAACCAACUCCAGAGGGAUCAAUCAAUCUGUUCUACUGUCUGAACGAGUUAAAUGAUGAUUCACUGAUGAAAGAGAUCCAAAGCUACAUGAGCUCAGGUCGUCUGUCUGAAGCUGAACUCUCACCUGCUCAGUGGUCUGCUCUGGUCUUUGUGUUGCUGACAUCAAAGGAGGAUCUGAAAGUGUUUGAGCUGCAGAAGUUCAUAAGAUCAGACGAUUGCUUUAAGAGACUGUUACCAGUCGUCCAGGAAGCCACAAAAGUUCUGCUCAGUGAGUGUAACCUGACAGAGAGAAGCUGCAGGUCUUUACACACAGUUCUCAGCUCAGAAUCCUCCGAGCUGACUGAGGUGGAUCUGAGCAGUAAUCCUCUGGAGGACUCAGGAGUGAAGCAGCUUUGUGCUGGACUGAAGAGUCCAAACUGUAAACUGGAGACACUGAGACUUUCUGACUGCAGUAUAACAGAGGAAGGAUACACUUUUCUGGCUGAAGCUCUGAGACAGAAUUCAUCAUCACACCUGAGAGAGCUGGAUCUCGGAGGGAACAACCCUGGAGCUUCAGGAGUGAAACUACUUACUGACAACAAAGUUUACAACCUGAAGCUUAGGUUGUUAAAAAGUCCUGAUGCAGAGGAAGCCUACAUGUGUCUUACAAAAAUGUUCAGUAAGAACCCCUUACUGCACACGGAGCUGGAUCUGAGCACCAAAACACCAAAGAACAUCAAAGUGAAGCAGCUUUCAGCUCUGCUGCAGGAUCCACAUUACAGACUGCAGAAACUUACGUCCUGGGGGAUUGUGGUUCUCAGGGAUCUGAAUGACUCCACUGCUGUCACAAUACUGCCCAUGAUACUUGUGACAAUCGUCAGUAUGCUUUACUUCAUUGAGUUUGUCAAGUAUCGGAAGUUGUGA
Tachysurus fulvidraco (yellow catfish) is the source of this 3249-nucleotide messenger RNA. RefSeq names its product NACHT, LRR and PYD domains-containing protein 5-like. The coding region runs from base 1 to 3249 and encodes 1082 amino acids. The transcript is spliced from 10 exons. Gene Ontology annotation, molecular function: protein binding. The record is from RefSeq and is a predicted model, not a curated record. Lineage: Eukaryota; Metazoa; Chordata; Actinopteri; Siluriformes; Bagridae.